Messenger RNA from Carlito syrichta (Philippine tarsier), 3789 nucleotides. Its product is annotated as protein DDI1 homolog 2. Gene Ontology annotation, biological process: proteolysis. The transcript has 9 exons. The coding region runs from base 206 to 3241 and encodes 1011 amino acids. Gene Ontology annotation, molecular function: protein binding; aspartic-type endopeptidase activity. The record is from RefSeq and is a predicted model, not a curated record. Lineage: Eukaryota; Metazoa; Chordata; Mammalia; Primates; Tarsiidae.
ACUCGCAGGCGGGUGGCGGCGGCUGUGCUUGCUGGUGAGGGCGGGAGGGAGUGACUCACAGAACGUGUGUGAGGGAGGGAAGGAGCGAGCGGGCGAGCGAGCACCCGCGCCGUCCGCCCGCUGCGCCAGCCAGGCCCCUCCGCCGCCGCCUCCCCUCCGCCCCGCGCCCAGGCCGGGUCGAGCCGAGCCGGGUCGGGCCCGGGCCAUGCUGCUCACCGUGUACUGUGUGCGGAGGGACCUCUCCGAGGUGACCUUUUCCCUCCAGGUCGACGCCGACUUCGAGCUGCACAACUUCCGCGUGCUGUGCGAGCUCGAGUCUGGCAUCCCCGCAGCCGAGAGCCAGAUUGUCUAUGCUGAAAGACCUCUUACAGACAACCACAGAUCACUGGCUUCUUAUGGCUUGAAAGAUGGGGAUGUUGUGAUUUUACGCCAGAGGGAGAAUGCAGACCCUCGACCUUCAGUGCAGUUCCCAAACUUACCCCGAAUAGAUUUCAGCAGUAUAGCUGUGCCUGGCACAUCAAACCCUCGACAGCGCCAGCCACCAGGAGCACAGCAGUCCCACUCAUCUCCUGGAGAAAUAGCAUCAUCUCCUCAGGGCUUGGACAACCCAGCCCUGCUCCGAGACAUGCUGCUGGCAAACCCUCAUGAGCUGUCCUUGCUAAAGGAACGCAAUCCACCCCUGGCAGAUGCACUUCUCAGUGGAGACCUUGAGAAAUUUUCCAGGGUUCUAGUAGAGCAGCAGCAGGACCGAGCCCGGAGAGAGCAAGAAAGGAUUCGUCUCUUUUCUGCUGACCCCUUUGAUCUUGAAGCUCAGGCAAAGAUAGAAGAAGAUAUAAGGCAACAGAACAUUGAGGAAAACAUGACAAUAGCUAUGGAAGAGGCUCCAGAAAGUUUUGGCCAAGUAGUGAUGCUUUAUAUUAACUGCAAAGUGAAUGGACAUCCUGUGAAAGCCUUUGUUGACUCAGGUGCCCAGAUGACUAUUAUGAGCCAAGCUUGUGCAGAAAGGUGUAAUAUAAUGAGACUGGUAGACCGUCGGUGGGCAGGGAUUGCCAAAGGAGUGGGCACCCAGAAGAUUAUUGGAAGGGUACAUCUAGCUCAGGUUCAAAUUGAAGGCGAUUUCUUGGCGUGUUCCUUUUCCAUCCUUGAGGAGCAGCCCAUGGACAUGCUUCUGGGACUGGACAUGCUUAAACGGCAUCAGUGUUCCAUUGACCUCAAGAAAAAUGUACUCGUGAUCGGCACCACAGGCUCCCAGACCACCUUCCUUCCUGAGGGAGAAUUGCCAGAGUGUGCCCGGUUGGCAUAUGGGGCUGGGCGAGAGGAUGUGCGACCAGAGGAGAUUGCAGACCAAGAAUUAGCAGAAGCCCUUCAAAAAUCAGCAGAGGAUGCAGAGAAAAGCGGUAAAGAAUCUACCUCACUGGGAAUGUCAUCAUUACCAACUUCAGAUGGAUUUAACCAUCCAGCCCAUUCUUCAGGACAGAGUCCUGAGAUUGGUGAUCCUAUGAGUCCUGCUCGCUCUGUCUCUGCUUCAGUCUGCCCUAUCAAGCCCAGUGACCCAGAUAACAUUGAACCUGAAACUGUGAGGGCUACAAAGGCUUCAGCUGAAUUUCAGAUAAACUCUAAAAAGAAAGAACAUCUUCCUCUACAGGAUAUUUCUGCUGAUGCUUCUUCAGCAGACCAGAGUCCAGCUAUGCCUUUGCAGAAUUCAUCCGAAGAAGCAGUUGUUAUAGAUAGUCUGGAGACAUCUGCUGGAAGAAGCACCCAGGGCCUCAGAUUUCAUCUCCAUACUAGACAGGAAGCUAGUUUAUCUGUCACAACUACUAGGAUGCUUGAACCACAGAUGUUUCUAGGUCAAAAGGAUUGGCAUCCAGAAAAUCAGAACCUGCAUCAAGUGAAUGGCCUUCAGCAACUCAAAGAAUCAGGGAAUGAACAGGGUGAGGUUGUACAACAGAAGACUCCGUGUAACAUAGGGCACCUUGAGCCUCCUGAAGAAAGGCAGCAGAACCCACAAAGUAUGGUUGAUUUGGAAGCUACGAUGAAAGGAGACAGGCUACAGCAGAAUGUGGAUCUUCCAAGUACAAAGAAAAGUACUGUAUCUUCAGGUUGCAUUGGCUGCUCAAAUUCAGAAACACUUAUGGAAAUAGACAUAGUUGAACAGUCCUUAGUUGCUGUGCUUAAUUCAACAGGCAGUCAGAAUGCAAAUGUCAAGAACAUUGGUGCAUCUGAUCUCAUUUCAAAUAAUCCCUCAAUGGAAGUAGAAACAUCUAAAUGUAACCCUUCAUCUGAAAUUUUGAAUAAUUCCAUUUCUGCUCAGGAUUUGCAGCCCCUGGAAAAUAUUGUUGAACUAUCUGGAACAAAUAAAGAGUAUGGCAGUUACUCCUCCUCUUUAAGUCUCUGUGGCAGUUGUCAGCCCUCUGUGGAGUCAACAGAAGAAUCUUGUUCAUCUAUAACGGCAGCCUUGAAAGAACUUCAUGAACUUUUGGUCAUUAGUAGUAAACCAGCUUCAGAAAAUAUAUCUGAAGAAGUUAUCUGUCAGUCAGAAUCAGUAGCUGAGAGCCAUACCGGUAUUAAGGACCUUUCUGAAAGAUGGACCCAAAAUGAGCAUCUUGCCCAGAAUGAACAGUGUCCACAAGUCUCCUUUCACCAGGCCAUGUCUGUCUCAUUGAAGACAGAAACUUUAACAGGUACUUCACCUGGCACUGGAAUAGAAGAUGUGCAAAAUAUGAACUUCAGGGGUCCAGGUGAUGGCCUGUCAACUGAUAAGGAAGGUGUCCCCAAAUCUUGGGAAUCAGUAAAUGAGAACACAUCUGUCACUGUAACCUCAACUAAAUCAUCAAAUCAGUUACGUUGCACCUUAGGUGUGGAAAUUUCACCCAAACUUUUAGCAGGUGAAGAGGAUGCACUCAAUCAGACUUCUGAGCAAACUGAGUCUUUGUCAUCCAGUUUCAUAUUGGUUAAAGACUUGGGCCAGGGCAUACGGAAUCCAACAACAGACAGUCCUGAAAUCAGAGAAAACGUCUGUCCUGAAGCUGCAAGACCAUUUCUUGAAUAUGAACCACCUACCAGCCAUCCAUCAAGUCCUCCCAUUCUUCCACCAUUACUUUUUCCUGCCACAGAUAUUGACCGGAUUCUUCGUGCCGGCUUUACUUUGCAGGAAGCUCUUGGGGCUUUGCAUCGAGUUGGUGGAAAUCCAGAUCUUGCACUGCUUGUUUUGCUAGCAAAGAACAUUGUAGUUCCUACAUAACUAUAGGAAGGUGGGCUAGACCAUACUCCAUUUACUUAAAAACAAGCUCUCUCUAUAUACACACACAAACACACUCACCACGUAUACAGUAUAUGUAGAAACCUGCAAGCAGAAUGUUGAGCCAGAUUUUUUUUAAAAGAUUUUUUUCGGCCAAAGUAAUUUAUGAUCUCUGUCUGAUGAAUUUGUCUAUCCUACUUGUUAAAAUUUGGGCCUUUUAAAAUGUAUUGGCAGUAUGUGCAUACAAAAGCUUUUUAUUCUCAUUAAGAUGAUGUAUUCUGGAAUAAAAUGGAUGGUUUUGUGUAUAGCAGAACAUUUUAGAAUGAGAGUGAAUGCUUUGAAAAGCAGAAGCCAUGAGAAAUCCUAUCACCCAUGCAGCUAAAAACAGAUAAAUUCCACACUGUGGCAGUGUCUGUGCUGUUGGCAAGGUGUGGCUCGUUGACUCAGUUGUCAGUUUAGAAACUGUAGACCACAUAGUUGGGUGUUUGGAAUUAUACCCAGUACUUUAGGUAUUAUGACUCAUCAGUUAUAACAGGAAAUGAAGAAUAAUU